Messenger RNA from Phytophthora nicotianae INRA-310, 2778 nucleotides. RefSeq lists its product as hypothetical. The record is from RefSeq and is a predicted model, not a curated record. Lineage: Eukaryota; Oomycota; Peronosporomycetes; Peronosporales; Peronosporaceae. Gene Ontology annotation, biological process: ERAD pathway. Gene Ontology annotation, cellular component: endoplasmic reticulum membrane. The coding region runs from base 1 to 2778 and encodes 925 amino acids. The transcript has a single exon. Gene Ontology annotation, molecular function: protein binding.
AUGAAAUAUGCUGCAUUUGUGCUGCUAUUAACGUGCUGGAUCGUGGCUGUAGAAGCUGUGAAUGAACGCGAUCUUCGUCUAGCACUGGCACAACUUGUAACUUCAUCAGAGAAUCAACACAGCGUCACGGUUCAAGACUUACUUGAAGGCCCUCCUGAGCUUACUACUUCACUCCCGCUGUUUAACCAACUCGUCAGAGAAGACCGAAGAGAACUUCUUUGCCAAAUUGGUGAGCUACACCUCUUCGGAGACGGCUCUGUGUCUCACAACGCGACUCAUGCUGAGCUAUUCCUCGACGCUAGUGCAAGGUUAGGCAGUGCUCAAGCGCAGUUCCUGCUCGGUACUCAGCGAGCUUCAUCUAAUGACAGUGCAUCUGCACACUUGUACUACGAGUUUGCUGCUCAUGGGAGUUCAAUUGGAGCCACAAUGGCACUUGGAUAUCGUGCACUGCACGGCUACGGCUCCACAAAGUCGUGUUCAACUGCGAUGAGGCACUACAAAUUCGCUGCGGAUCGUGUUGUGGCUGAACAGAGUGAUCAAAGACUUCAACUGUAUGCGUUCCCAGAGCCUACUCGGCUUUCAGAGACUGAAGGAGCACGAUAUCACUUGGACCUCAACCCCGCUGAGGACUUCAAUCGAGCUGAGUACCUUCGACAGCGUGCUGCAGAUUUCCGUAGUGCAGAUCUGAUGGUCCAGUCCGCGAGUAUCACUCUGUUCAGUGAUCUGUACAAGACUGCAAGUACAACUAAUUUUGAGGAGCACACUGCACGAGAACGACAAGCCCUAUUAUUUCUAAGACGUUCAAUUGAAAUGGGGAAUAUCAAGGCUCAAGCGCUCUUAGGUCACGUGUACGCUUACGGUCUUACUGGAUACCCGGUUAAUGUUACGAGAGCUGUGGAACUGUACGAGUCUGCGUUGAAUGCGUCGCACAGCAGACCAAGUGGCGAAGCUGCUAAUGGUCUUGGUGUGAUUUACUCACAAGGUAUCGGAGACGUACCUGUAGAUCUCGAGAAAGCUCGAAAUCUCUUCAUGGUUGCUGCAAAUGCAGGGCAUGCUGAAGGUGUCUACAAUACCGGCAUGGCAUUCAUGAAAUUAGGAGCGUACCACACAGCGCGUGCUAAGGAAUAUUUCGUUGCAGCGGCACAUGUGGGUCAUCUCAAGUCGCUCUUCCAACUCGCUCGGAUCAAGCAGCGACAGACUCAUGAUAUCGGCGCUAGAGCGAGCAGUGUCUCGUGUGAAGAGGUUGUUGAACUCUAUAAACGUGUGUCUGAAUACUCUCGUGAAGGCACAGCAUUAAUGACACAGGCGCUGACCCACGCCCAACGUGGUAACUGGGCGCUCGCACUCGAGUUAUACUUGAUUGCAGCUGAAAUGGGCUACGAAGUCGCGCAGAGCAACGCGAUCUGGCUCAUUGAACGCAUACAACGGCAAAUAUUUGGCACUUCAACCAGUCGAAACUCGAAGCUACUGGGACGUUUGUACGCGCAGCUAGUAACCCGUGCCGUUGGUCAAGAUAGCGUCGAAGCAUUACUGCGUAUGGGUGACGAUGCCUUUCAGGAUCAAGACUAUAGUCUAGCGUUGAGGCGCUAUCAACAUGCUGACCUAGUGAGUGCUGGAACUUGCGCUCGUGCUCUCUACAGCGUCGGCUAUAUGUACGAGCACGGUUACGGAGUCUCUUUCGCUUCGACGGAGCGGGCCUCACUGUACUAUCAUCUCGCAGGCGUGAAAGAACCAUCUUUACGUCUUGUUAUGGCUGCGUUGAAUCUCAAAUUACGCGUCCACAGCACCUUUAACCAGUUUAUCAACCGUGUACAUCAGGCUUGGACAGCAACGACACAUGAGGCUGCUACAAUUGAAGACUCAUCAACGCCACAAGACGAAGGAUCGAUCCCCACAUCACGUGACAUUUCAGAGUUUGACAAGCCAAGUGCUUACCAUCGAUCAAUGAAGAUGCUUGAUUCGGAUCAAGGCUCGAGCGCAGAUAGCAGCACGCCACACGAAUACGCUGCUGCGUUACGAUUCCAAGGGGAUCUGUCCCAGCUUCUUAUUGAGUUUGCUCGCGAUGAAUUGCCAUUGGAACAGCAAGACUUUACUAUUGAAACGUGGUUGCGUAUCGACGACUUGCCAUCAGAUGAGGUGGUAACUCUAGUCGAUGCAUUAGACAAUUUCCAAUUGGAGCUGCUACGUGCCUCUGGAAAUGUGGAUUCCUGGAUGCUGCGAUUCCGAAAGUUUUCUUUAGUGGAUGAACAACUCCCUGAACUUGUGCUUCGCUUUCCCAAAGCUCCAUUGACUCCGCAUACGUGGUAUCAUGUGGCUAUUACGUUUGAUGCCACAUUCCAGACUGUCAUGCUAUUGCUCAACGGUAAAGUGAAGCAGGUGCUGAGUUUCCGUCCCCAUCCAGCAGCACUGACUCGCAGUGAAGACGCUACUGUUGAUGGAGAUUCUUCAUCCUCCUCAAAGUUCCUCGCUAUCGGGAGUACGAUCGGUCGUAUCUAUGGAAUGAGUCCUCCCAAUUCUCGAGUGUUCUCGGGCCAACUUGUACACUUUCGUCUGUGGAAAACGCGCAAGACUGCGAAGGAAAUCAGUGUGCUUAUGCUGGAGCAAUAUGAUGAAGUGGCAACGCGAAAUUUACUGGUUCACUUGCGCUACAAGCUUAAUGGUGCGUCCAUAUCCAGUACCAGUUCGAAAUCAACGAAUCGAGUGAUGAAUGGAGACCAAACUGUUCCUGAUGCUCAGGGCGUUCAACUUAAGAUCGUGGAGUUCCCACCAUCCAACUAA